Phacochoerus africanus (Common warthog) is the source of this 3925-nucleotide messenger RNA. RefSeq names its product N-acetyltransferase 10 (gene NAT10). Gene Ontology annotation, molecular function: ATP binding; 18S rRNA cytidine N-acetyltransferase activity; tRNA binding. Lineage: Eukaryota; Metazoa; Chordata; Mammalia; Artiodactyla; Suidae. Bases 186 to 3266 code for a protein of 1026 amino acids. Gene Ontology annotation, cellular component: nucleolus; 90S preribosome. The record is from RefSeq and is a predicted model, not a curated record. Gene Ontology annotation, biological process: rRNA acetylation involved in maturation of SSU-rRNA. The transcript is spliced from 29 exons.
UGGCCGCGCCGUCAAUGCGCUGGCGCACGCACCGCCUACCAUCGCCUGAGCUGGACCAGUCGGCCGUCAGGCAUACGCUGGGGACGGCCGGCUGCUCCUGGUCCCGCAGAAGGGGUUCCCACGUGCUUCCGCCUCGCUGCUUGUUGGAGUUGGCUGAGGUCUGGGCGCAGUGACAGUUUUUCACCAUGCAUCGGAAGAAAGUGGAUAACCGGAUCCGGAUUCUCAUUGAGAAUGGGGUAGCUGAGCGGCAAAGGUCUCUCUUUGUUGUGGUUGGAGAUCGAGGAAAGGAUCAGGUGGUCAUACUCCAUCACAUGCUGUCCAAAGCAACUGUGAGGGCGCGGCCUUCAGUGCUGUGGUGUUAUAAGAAGGAGCUGGGGUUUAGCAGUCAUCGGAAGAAAAGAAUGCGACAGCUGCAGAAAAAAAUAAAGAACGGGACGCUGAACAUCAAACAAGAUGACCCCUUUGAACUCUUCGUAGCCGCCACAAACAUUCGCUACUGCUACUACAACGAGACCCACAAGAUCCUGGGCAAUACUUUUGGCAUGUGUGUUCUGCAGGAUUUUGAAGCUCUGACUCCCAACUUGCUGGCCAGGACUGUGGAGACCGUGGAAGGCGGUGGGCUGGUGGUUAUCCUCCUCCGGACCAUGAAUUCACUCAAGCAAUUGUACACGAUGACCAUGGACGUGCAUUCGAGAUACAGGACCGAGGCCCAUCAGGAUGUGGUGGGAAGAUUUAACGAGAGAUUUAUCCUUUCUCUGGCUUCGUGUAAGAAGUGUCUCGUCAUCGAUGACCAGCUCAACAUCCUGCCCAUCUCCUCCCACGCCGCCAGCAUCGAGGCCCUACCUCCCCAGACCCCGGAUGAGAGUCUUGGUCCUUCUGACCUGGAGCUGAAGGAGCUGAAGGAGAGCUUGCAGGACACCCAGCCCGUGGGCGUGCUGGUGGACUGCUGCAGGACCCUAGACCAGGCCAAAGCUGUCUUAAAAUUCAUCGAGGGCAUCUCUGAAAAGACCCUGAGGAGUACUGUGGCGCUCACAGCUGCCCGAGGAAGGGGAAAAUCUGCAGCCCUGGGAUUGGCCAUCGCUGGGGCGGUGGCUUUCGGGUACUCCAAUAUCUUUGUUACCUCACCGAGCCCGGAUAACCUCCACACGCUGUUUGAAUUUGUGUUUAAAGGAUUUGAUGCUCUGCAAUAUCAGGAGCAUCUGGAUUAUGAGAUCAUUCAGUCUCUAAAUCCUGAAUUUAACAAAGCGGUGAUCAGAGUGAACGUAUUUCGGGAACACAGGCAGACCAUUCAGUAUAUACAUCCUGCUGAUGCUGUGAAACUGGGCCAGGCCGAACUUGUUGUGAUUGACGAAGCUGCCGCCAUCCCCCUCCCCCUGGUGAAGAACCUCCUGGGCCCCUACCUUGUUUUCAUGGCAUCCACCAUCAACGGCUAUGAGGGCACUGGCCGAUCCUUGUCCCUCAAGCUAAUUCAGCAGCUCCGUCAGCAGAGUGCCCAGAGCCAGGUCAGCACCACCGCUGAGAACAAGGCCACGACGACAGCCCGACUGGCAUCAGCGCGAACCCUGCAUGAGGUUUCCCUGCAGGAGUCGAUCCGAUACGCCCCUGGGGACGCAGUGGAGAAGUGGCUCAACGACCUGCUCUGCCUGGAUUGUCUCAACAUCACUCGGAUCGUCUCCGGCUGCCCCUUGCCUGAAGCCUGUGAGCUCUACUAUGUCAACAGAGAUACCCUCUUUUGCUACCACAAGGCCUCCGAGGUUUUUCUCCAACGCCUCAUGGCCCUCUACGUGGCUUCUCACUACAAGAACUCCCCCAACGAUCUCCAGAUGCUCUCUGAUGCACCUGCUCACCAUCUCUUCUGCCUCCUGCCGCCCGUGCCCCCCACCCAGAAUGCCCUUCCAGAAGUGCUCGCUGUCAUUCAGGUGUGCCUCGAGGGGGAGAUUUCACGCCAGUCCAUCUUGAACAGCCUGUCCCGAGGCAAGAAGGCUUCGGGGGACUUGAUUCCAUGGACGGUGUCGGAACAGUUCCAAGAUCCAGACUUCGGUGGCCUUUCUGGUGGAAGGGUUGUUCGCAUUGCUGUUCACCCGGAUUAUCAAGGGAUGGGCUACGGCAGCCGAGCCCUGCAGCUGCUGCAGAUGUACUACGAAGGCAGAUUCCCUUGUCUCGAGGAGAAGGCCCUCGAGACGUCACAAGAGAUUCACACCGUCAGCAGUGAGGCCGUCAGCUUGCUGGAAGAGGUCGUCACUCCCCGGAAGGACCUGCCUCCCUUGCUUCUCAAACUGAACGAGAGGCCCGCCGAGCGCCUGGAUUACCUGGGGGUGUCCUACGGCUUGACCCCCAGGCUCCUCAAAUUCUGGAAACGAGCUGGGUUUGUUCCUGUUUAUCUGAGACAGACCCCGAAUGACCUGACUGGAGAGCACUCGUGCAUCAUGGUGAAAACGCUGAUGGACGAGGAUGAGGCCGACCGGGGCGCCUGGCUCUCGGCUUUUUGGAAGGAUUUCCGAAGGCGGUUCCUGGCCCUGCUGUCCUACCAGUUCAGUGCCUUCUCUCCUCCCCUGGCUCUGAACAUCCUUCAGAACAGAAACAUUGGGAAACCCAUGCAGCCAGCCCUGCGCCGGGAGGAGCUGGAAGCGCUUUUCCUCCCCUAUGACCUGAAGCGGCUGGAGAUGUACUCACAGAACAUGGUGGACUAUCACCUCAUCAUGGACCUGAUCCCGGCCAUCUCCCGGCUGUACUUCCUGAACCAGAUGGGGGACCUGGCCCUCUCUGCUGCCCAGUCGGCUCUUCUCUUGGGGAUUGGCCUGCAGCACAAGUCUGUGGACCAGUUGGAAAAGGAGAUCGAGCUGCCCUCGGGCCAGUUGAUGGGACUUUUCAACCGGAUCAUCCGCAAAGUUGUGAAGCUGUUUAACGAAGUGCAGGAGAAGGCCAUCGAGGAGCAGAUGGUGGCAGUGAAAGACGUGGUUAUGGAGCCCACGAUGAAGACGCUGAGUGACGACCUGGAUGAAGCAGCAAAGGAAUUCCAGGAGAAACACAAGAAAGAAGUGGGGAAGCUGAGGAACAUGGACCUCUCUCAGUACAUAAUCCGUGGGGACGAUGAAGAGUGGAAUGAGGUUUUGAACAAAGCCGGGCAGAAUGCCUCCAUCGUCAGCCUGAAAAGUGACAAGAAAAGGAAGUUGGAAGGCAAGCAAGAACCCAAACAGAACAAGAAGUUGAAGAAAAACAGAGAGAUGAAGAACAAAAAGGAUGCAAAACUGAAGCGGAAGAAAUAGUGGCGAGAAACUUGGGCAUAGGCGGUGGACUCGUUAGGAGACACCCUGACUUUCUGAAUUCCCUCUGGCUGGACGGGGCGCCCGCCGACUGGACUGUUAAAGGCCAGAGGCCAGCGGCGAGUUCAGCCUGUGGGCCGAGCUUGGCUUAAGGCAGAGUCACCUCCAAGUGGGUCUGCUGAGAACCUGAGGCUUGGCAAGCCCCUGCCGCUGGCUCUCUUGCCCGAGUCCAGGCCUGCCUUCGCUGCGUUCAUCUUUCACUCGGCCCAGCUUUUUUGGUUCCUUCCCACACGUGUGGAAGCCGCACUGGCUCUCGUUCCUUCUCAGGUGCCAAGUACACUGCCUCCUGGGGUGCCCGGGAGGCCGCUGGGGCAGUACUGGGGCCUCUUGUCAAAGACAUGACCAAACUCCCUGAGGCGGGAGCUGCAGGCGCCCUUGGUCCAGCCAGAUGGCUGUGGCUGUGCGCUGGGGUCCACACGGCCGUGCUGCUGCCUGCUGGCCCAGAAAACCCUGAACUCCUAAUAUAGGAAAAGGUAUAUCAUCUGAGUCCCCCAAACCUGUCAUUUCAUCCAUUUGGGACGAAAUGUUGGGAAAGACCUUUUUGCUAGCAGGGGUGAGGGGGGAUAGAGAGUCUAUUUUUAAUAAAUGACAUCUUAGAAGGA